This is a messenger RNA of Oxyura jamaicensis (ruddy duck), 2137 nucleotides long. It is a transcript of the gene SNX3, whose product is annotated as sorting nexin 3. Gene Ontology annotation, molecular function: phosphatidylinositol-3-phosphate binding. Gene Ontology annotation, cellular component: retromer complex; early endosome membrane. Gene Ontology annotation, biological process: endocytic recycling; late endosome to Golgi transport. The record is from RefSeq and is a predicted model, not a curated record. Lineage: Eukaryota; Metazoa; Chordata; Aves; Anseriformes; Anatidae. The transcript has 4 exons. The coding region runs from base 65 to 553 and encodes 162 amino acids.
CGGGCGGCAAAGCAGGGGGCGGCCGUAGGGGAAGGGGGGGGGGGUAAGAGCGGCCCGCUCCGCCAUGGCCGAGACGAUCGCGGACACCCGGCGUCUGAUCAGCAAGCCGCAGAACCUGAACGACGCCUACGGGCCGCCCAGCAACUUCCUGGAGAUCGACGUGGGCAACCCGCAGACCGUGGGGGUGGGCCGCGGCCGCUUCACCACCUACGAGAUCCGCGUCAAGACAAAUCUCCCUAUCUUCAAACUGAAAGAAUCUACAGUCAGAAGAAGGUACAGUGACUUUGAAUGGCUAAGGAAUGAACUAGAAAGAGAAAGCAAGGUUGUGGUACCACCUCUACCAGGAAAAGCUCUUCUUCGCCAGCUCCCCUUCCGAGGAGAUGAUGGCAUAUUUGAUGAUUCCUUUAUAGAGGAAAGGAAACAGGCUCUUGAGCAAUUCAUAAACAAGGUUGCGGGCCAUCCACUGGCACAGAAUGAGCGCUGUCUUCACAUGUUCUUACAAGAUGAAGUAAUAGACAAAAACUACACACCAUCCAAAAUAAGACAUACUUGAGUUUUUGAAAUAAUCCUUCCAAACAUUAGUGGUUCUUAUGCUUGGUUUUAAAAGGUUAUAGUUUGUCUUAGCAUGCAGAGGAUAAACAGACACAAAGUCUCCACUAACAUCAGUACACUGCUUGGUCUUUGCAUAUACUUUAUAGCACUAAAGAAUUCACUUGUAUUUUAGCUAAAUCCCUCUGAACCCCUGAUCUAAGAGUAUUAUACUAUGAGACCAUCCACCCCUUGCAGCAUCUUUCAGACCUUUCCACUCUUCCUUGCAAUGAUUUAACAAUGUUUACUGACUUGGCCUUACUUGAACUUGCACAGUUGUAGUGUCACGUGUUCACUUGUAUAUGACUAAACUGCUAUGCUUCCUGAGGUAGUCAUCUGUCCAAACUUCUGUAGAAAGACUGCUUUCUUUCUGAUACCCUGUGUGAGACACUUAUGCAAUUGUCUUCAAGCUUGUAAAACACUUUAUACUGAAGCAAUGAGGGAAUUAUCUUUAUAUUCUGUAAGGAAAAAAAAUCAAAUUUAUAUACUAAAAUAACUUGUCUAAAGUUUUGAAAUAAAACUGAAAAUGCACUUCACAUGUUUGUCACUCCUGACCUUAAGUGUGGGGUAUCUAAUGAUUUCUGAGGAGCAGGGACUUGCCUAAACUAAGUCAACUGGUGUUUCAGCAGUGCUGUGAUGCUCUUCUGCAGUGUAGUUUUGCCACUAACAGCCAUCACUAAAUAGUGUUUGAUGCUGGCACUCACUGAGAGUGUCACUCAACAUAAAAAGAUGAUAAAGGUUGCUCUGGUGUUGUGGACCCAAAGCUGCAACCCCACACAUGGUUGGCAGUCAGCAGCUUCAAUAAGUUGGGAGAAGGGUACCCCUCUACUUGGUAUGAGAAGCCUCAAUCUAGCUUCAAUUAUUACACGGAAAUUAUAGCAUCUUACGGAGACAGGAAUGCUGCCUAUGUUCUGUAAUAGAACUUUAAGUCCUAUAGCUGAACGUUAAAGUAGUAUAAAUGUUAUCGGGGAUAUGAAGUCAUGCAAGCCUGCUAUAAAAUGUAAUCACAGAUCACUUCCCUGGAUGUUAAGGGGAGGCUUGUAUGCCCGCCCACAGGUUGAAUGCAGGCUGUGGAGUCCUGAACUCAUGUUCACAAGCAAUAUUGCUGAAGUAUUCUUUCUCCUGAGGUGCUUGUAGGGCUGGAGAAGCUUUUUUCAGAGAACCAAAAUUUGAUGAGGGAGUUACCAGUUCAAGAACACUAAUAGCAAUCUGAUCCAGCGUGCUGUGCUCUCCAUAACAGUGCAUGUUCUAAGCAACUUCAGUGCAUGUUGGCUUAGGCUUGGCUCUGCUACUGCUUUGUCCUGUUAUACGUAUAUAUAUUCCUUCCUAUCACUGUGUAGACAACAUGCUAGAAACUCGCAAAGUUACUAGUUUUCUUUAAAAUAAGACCGUUAAUCUCAUUUUAAACUUCCCCUGUGUCAUUUGUAUGGAAUUCUGGAUGUGAAAGUUUGAACUGACGAACACUGGUGGGCUGACUGGAUUACAUGUGGUGUUAAUGAAGCGUUCUAUCUUGUGGCUGCAAUAAAACAAGAAUUCGUUUCUCAAUUUA